AUGUUAGUGUCUUUAACCCACAUAGAGGUUCCCCCCGAAGACCAAGUGACACAUCGCGAGGACAACACUAGUGCUUACGUCUCGGACACCAACCCUCUGGGAAAGGGGUCUCUAAUAAUCGCCCAAAACUCGUAUUCAUCCAGUGAUGACCUCAAUGUUGAUACACUGGUCCUAAGGAGUGCAUACCAUAUCAAAUGGUUGAGGACUGGCAUACCAUACCAGUGCUGA
Oppiella nova is the source of this 228-nucleotide messenger RNA. NCBI's taxonomy places the organism in Eukaryota, Metazoa, Arthropoda, Arachnida, Sarcoptiformes, Oppiidae. The record is from the annotation of a GenBank genome assembly.